AUUGCCUUUAACCGAUUUAGUUGGAGUAACGAUCGAUUUUCAUUGGAUCCUACAAUAGUGGAGUCAGAAUGGGUUAAGAGUGAGAGCUCAACACAGUUAUCACCCCAUUAAGAGUAGAGGUUACAUUGUAUAGUUGUCCUUCAUAGCUGGCUAUAGUAAUUCCCACAUCUGGCCCCAUGGCUUUGCUUACAAGUUAAGACCAUCAACGGUCAUGGAAUUCGUAUCAACUUCCGCUUAGAUGUGAAGCAUACGAGGACAGCCUCCUGACAUGCCGGAGCAUCCACCAAUUUCAGACCAUCCACUAUCUGGGAUGCAAGGAGCUCAUGUGUGUCCCACCACACCAGGUGUGUUAGAGAGUCCAGAUUUCUGGAAUUAUUCACCCAAUCUGAGAUAUAUUUACCGGAUAAACAACAUGAGUGGUGAAGUUGAAAUUUGACCUGUUUGCAGAAGCCACCAGCUCAAAAUAUCUUAUAAUAAAACACUCGUUAUUUAUCGUUCGACGGCGCACGGCCAUGCCAACACGUAAAUGAAGUCUCUCACGAAUGGUUACGGGCCACGGCAUCUCGCAUGCAUGACCACAGAUGGUAAGCACGCGACACCUGGUGGGGCGAAAUAGGUAACUGGAGCAGAAGCGUCGGCAAUACCGACUCGAAGAUGCGAUGCAUGCACACUGAAGGCCACUCUUGGAAGAUGUGAAAGCGUGGUGGGAGCUGAUGGCCAACGUCCCGCCUCAACGUGACGCGUCGCAUCAUUCGCAGUGCCACCGAGAUAAGAAGAUGAAGCGACUCUUCAUCUCAAAUAACAAAAGGACAUCAAAAAACAGAGAGAAAAAUAGAGACGAAAAAAUAGUAGGGGAUAUAAUUCCCAAGACCCAAUCAACUUGAUUUCUGAUUCUAAGCAGAGGGGGUAAUAUGCCAAGAAGAUUCCAUAGAAGUAGACCAUCCCCCCAUCUUUUGAACGGAGAAGACGGGGAAGAAGGAAUCCUAGUGGUGGAAAACGCUGCUACAAAACUAAACAAUUGGAGUUGACUGACCCCACGUAGAUUCUCGUUCAGCACGUAAUGUGUUGGUGGACUCCUUGUCAUAACCCUGGGGGAAUAUUACUUCGGACAAACCAAAGUUCGAAUUCAACAACUGUCGCAUAUAGGAACAUGUGUUCUUACAUGUUAUGGAACCAACCUUUAAGCUUGGAUGUAAGUUGGCUGGCAGGUAUUUUCAUCCUCUUUUCAUGUGGAAAUGACUAAUAACUUUAAGAUACAAUAGAUGGGAAGUUAUCCUGGCAACCUUUGAUUGUCGAAUGCCCGAAACCAAUCUCAAUUCUUUCUUCCAUGAAUGUUUGAGGACUCGAUUUAAGUAUUUACUAAGAAAACACAAAAAAAGGGAAUCUAAUUGACCUUUACGUAUCAAGGUUUGCCGCCAGGCUGGAAACCAAAGGAGAAGGGCAUUUUCGAUAAUUUUGUAUUAGUUUAUUCUUCUUCGUAGGGGCCCGCCUGAUGACUACACCUCCCGUCGUUUCCUACGCGGCGCCCAUCCCUUACGUUCGGCUCACUGCUACCAAUGACUGCCGUCCUUUUUACCUUCACUCGGUCUCCCAUCCAACUUUUGCCUAAGCAAUCGUGAAGAGUACGUCAACCGCCCCUGCUUGCAAGCAGAGUAGAGGGCGCGUCAACUGUCCUAAACAGUAUCGGAUCGUUUGGCUAACCAAACCGAUCGUAUAUGAUUUAGUGAAUGUGAAUUCCAAUUACUAAUAUUAUUAAUGUUAUACGUUUGGUUGUUUCGGACCCCUUGCGUCUUACGCUUUGCUUUCCUUUUGUCCUAUAAAUGCCGGGAAGUGGAAGCCUUUGCAAGGCUUGAAGAGACGCCUCCCCAAAAACACUUCCGAGCUUCUCUUUCCCCUCUCUCUCCUCCCACCUGCAACGAAACUGCUUUGCCACCUGAGCCAGUGAAGAGAUCGGGGUUUGCCAUGGUGGGAACGUCGUGCUCCUCCUCGUCCUCUUGCGCUUCGUUCGGCUCCUUAGACGCGGAAACCGCGGCCGCCAAGCGUUCCCCCAGCGCCGCCACCAUCAAGUUCCUCAGCAGCUACGGCGGCAAGAUCCUCCCCCGUUACCCCGACGGCAAGCUCCGCUACAUCGGCGGCGACACCCGUGUGCUGGCUGUCGACCGUUCCGUCCCCUUCUCAGAGCUGCAGGAGAAGAUGAGGGAGAUGUGCGGGUGGGUCGCGGUCAGCCUCCGCUGCCAGCUGCCGACGGAGGACCUUGACGCGCUCGUGUCGGUCAAGUCCGACGAGGACCUCGCCAACAUCAUGGAGGAGUACGAUCUCGCUGGCCGCGAGAAGAUCCGGGCCUUCUUGUUCCCCCCAUCGUCCAAACCGAGAAGCCCCACCCACCCAGCGGCGACGGCCACGGCGCUGCCCAGCGGCCGGCCCUGGAUACUCUCCGAGAAACGCUGCAUCCACCAGAUCUCUGAUCCGAUGAGGUAUCCUGGCCGGUACGGUAAGUCCGGCGCCAUAUCCUCAGGAGAUAUACGUUACCGUGCCCAUCACCACCACCCCCAACAUCACCACCAUCACCAUCAUCUCCAUGGCCACCAUGCGAUUCCAAAGCCGUGCAACUAUCUCGUGCAUCAAGGAAGCCAGUGGCAGUAGUACCAUCGCCACCAAGGAGAAGAACUCGAGGUAAAACAGAAGAACCGAAACGGAGCUCCGUUCACCUGUAACCGGGAGUAGACUGUAUCGAAUCUCGCUUGCUUUUAAUACAAAAAUAAAUCUAAAAAAGAAAAUAAACCUCCCAACAAUUAAACUCUAAAAUAACCGAAAAGGGUUUUCUUCAUCCUCCUCGUCUGUGGCCUGCCGUCUUCUCUGGGCUUUUCCUCUCCCCCGAGUGUGUGAUUUCUUAGAGUUUCCCACCUCUCCGUUCGUGUCACACGUGAGUCGCAGGUGUCUUCGUUAGGACUCCGUUCGUGGUCUUCCACUCUUUUAGGUUUGCGUUCCUUCUACUUUUUGGUUUUUCUUGGUCGUGUCCGUUAACGUGCCGUUUCUUCUCUUUCUGUUGAAAUGUUUUUUUUAUUUAUUUCGGCCUUUAUUUUUUUGAUUUGUGGCUAUUACUCAUUCAAUCGCUUUGUCUCUGUUCGCAGGUUGCUUCGUGGUGCGGUGAACCGCUUCAUCGCGGGACCAUGUAUUUUUGUUGGCACCCGCAAUCGAUGCGCCGGACACAACAAGUUCAUACA
Messenger RNA from Musa acuminata AAA Group (dessert banana), 3224 nucleotides. RefSeq names its product protein PAL OF QUIRKY-like. The coding region runs from base 1756 to 2643 and encodes 295 amino acids. NCBI's taxonomy places the organism in Eukaryota, Viridiplantae, Streptophyta, Magnoliopsida, Zingiberales, Musaceae. The transcript has 2 exons. Gene Ontology annotation, molecular function: protein binding. The record is from RefSeq and is a predicted model, not a curated record.